Gilbertella persicaria is the source of this 2415-nucleotide messenger RNA. RefSeq names its product SWIRM domain-containing protein. Gene Ontology annotation, molecular function: protein binding. The record is from RefSeq and is a predicted model, not a curated record. Bases 1 to 2415 code for a protein of 804 amino acids. NCBI's taxonomy places the organism in Eukaryota, Fungi, Mucoromycota, Mucoromycetes, Mucorales, Choanephoraceae. The transcript is spliced from 3 exons.
AUGACCACCACUGCCAAAGAACAACCACCCAACAUUGAUCUCAACUAUUAUGAACAGCCCAGUAUCAUUUCUUAUUUUGAUGCUAUUCUAGAUGAUUUAAAAAAUGACCUUGCAUCCUUUGGAUGUGAUACCGCGUUUACAGCACCCGAGCUUGCUUAUUUUACUGGUCGAUUUCUCAAGUUCCAACAAGAGGCUCCUAUGGCUCGUAUACCUACACGCUUCUUCAAUGUAGAGGCACUUGCAAAACCAUCUCCUCUCUAUACUAUUCUUCAGACAGCUUACAGUUUUCAAUCAGACAAGGACUUGAGUGAUUGGCAAUUUGAUGCACCUGAAAAUAAAGAUGUCUAUAUUCAAUUGAUUGAUGUGGUUAAACAACAACUUGUUCAAGAAGGAUAUGAUGAGACACCAAUGAUUGGGUUUGAUACACAAGUAGAGGCACACCAACGACAAGCAUGGUCACAGAUGGUACAUCUAUUAGGAGGUCAAGUGGUGGAUGUGCCCAAUGCAACUCAUAUUGUGUACAAUAAUACGGAUCCUGUCUUUCAUCCAGCAGAGAGAGCAUAUUAUGUCCAAGAGACGCAAUACAACAGAUCAUGGAUUCAUUUUGUGGGUUUACCAGAAUCACAUAAUCAAUGGGUAGAAGAACUACCACCUAACCAAGUUUCCAAACCUACUGUCAGCAUACCAUAUCACUUAAGAGCUACUUGGCUCUUGGAUAGUUUUACAUAUAAAGAAUGGAUGGUACCUGAAGACUAUGACUAUCCAGACAAACCAAGUCUAAAACGAUCUGCUACCAUGGACAGUGUAGACAACCCAAACAAGAAGCUCAAGACACCUGAAGAGCAUGAAGAGAUCAAGACAGAACCUCUUUUACCCAUCAACCUUUCAGCUAUACCCUUACCUGAAGAAGAUCCACAACGUUAUCUUUCUAUUCAGGCACAUGAUAUCAUUAUUCCAUCUUAUGCUGGCUGGUUUGAUAUUACCUCUGUACAUCCUAUUGAAUCUAAAUCACUACCUGAAUUCUUUAAUAAUCUCAACAAAUCCAAGACACCCACUGUCUAUAAAGAAUACCGUGAUUUUAUGGUGAAUACGUAUCGCAUGAAUCCAGUAGAAUAUUUGACGAUUACUGCCUGUAGAAGAAACCUAACGGGUGAUGUGUGUUCUAUUUUACGUGUGCAUUCAUUCUUGGAACAAUGGGGAUUAAUUAAUUAUCAGGCAAGGGAGUUAUGUUGUCUUGUGGAUCCUGAAGCCAAAUUCUCAUCACUAAGUGCAUCUUUUGAUAGUCAAUUCAAAAUAGUACUCGAUAAACCUUCAGAGAUAAUAACAACAAAAGAAGAAGAAGAAGAAGAACAAGUAAAAGAAGAACCAGUGACAACACAUUAUGACUUUAACAAACCAACAGAACAACAGACAUGUUCUAGUUGCGAAAAUGACUGUGCUGAUGAACAAUACUGCAGUACAACAAAAUCUGAUUUCUAUCUCUGUCGUACAUGUUUCGUCGAAGGCAAAUAUCCACCCAAUCAAAAGAGUGGUCAUUUUGUAUUAGAAAAGACAAGACAAACAGAAGAGCCAAUGGAAGAAUGGACUGAAGAAGAAGAAGCCAUGCUACAAGAAGGACUGAACCUGUAUGAUGAUGAUUGGGAAAAGAUUGCAGAACAUGUAGGCACACGGACACACGAUGAAUGUGUCUUACACUAUCUUGAACUACCUAUGCAAGAUCCAUUUCAACAUGCUGAAUUAAAGGAAUUGGGUUUAUUGCAAUAUGAUACAGCACAGCAUAAAGAAAAUCCAGUGAUGGCUGCUGUUGCCUUUUUAGCAUCUUCUGUUAAACCACAGGUAGCAACAGCAGCAGCAACAGGCCAUGUAGCAGAGAUAGAAAAAGAACCAGAGCAAGAGGAUUCACUAUUGGAAUUAACUACCAUGCUCACUAGACACAAACUCACUCAUUAUCAACAGCAGCUAACACACUAUGAAGCACUCGAGAAUAUGGUAGAAAGACAAAAGAGACUGUUGGAGAAAGAAAGACGUCAAUUAGAACAUGAUCAGACUGCAUUAAAACGAAACAUAUUGAAUAUCCGUCUUGAAAUGACAAAAAAGAGUAGUUCUGCUACUGCUAUUGCCAAUAGUAUCACACCUGCACAACUACAACAAUUGGCUGGUCAUAGUCCAUCCAUGUUUCUUCAGGGUAUGCUACCACAACCACAACCACCAUUACCACCACAACAUGUACUGCAACAACAACAACAACAACAACAUUCUCCUCAAGUAUUACAACAAUUACAACAACAACAACAGCAAUAUCACUUGCAAAUGCAAAUACAGCUACAGCAACAACGUCUUCAAGCACAGCGACAACAACAACAACAACAACAACAACAGCAGCAAGGUUUUAACAACAUGAUGUCCAAUAAGUAA